AUGGAUAAAAAUAAAUUUAGCAAGACGAUGGACAUGCACAAAGGGAGUAAGACUAUAGUCAAUCCAGCAACUACUGUCAAUUCUAUGGCUACAAAUAUCAAACGGGUGUAUCAUAACGAUAAGACAUCGACAUAUUGGUUGCCAAAGGACGAUGAAGAGCAAAUGAGGCUUACAGGACAACACUAUGCUUUCAAGAGCCUAUAUGGAGGAAAUGUGUUACCUAGUGUAAUAGAUGCUUUGGACUUUCAAAAGGGAAUCAACAUUCUUGAUGUAGGAUGUGGAUCUGGCAUAUGGGUUAUGGACAUGGUACAAGAGUAUCCUAAUUGUGCCUAUCAUGGAUGUGAUAUAGAUGACAUUACCUACAAGAAAAUAAGGGUAAAUCAAUUUACCUUUAGCAAAGGAAACGUAAUCAAAGGGCUCCCAUAUGAAGAUAAUACGUUUGACUUUGUUCAUAUGAGAUUCUUUGUGGCUGCUCUCCGUGAAGAAAAUGAAUGGCCAACGGCUUUAGGCGAAGUGAUACGAGUUACUAAACCAGGAGGUAUGAUCCAAGUGUCCGAUUUCGAUUUAAAGGUACCAAAGGACACCACUAGCUUACUUUAUAAAGCCGUAUUGGGCUAUCAUCACAUUUGCAAAUCAAGAGGACAGAAUCCAAAUAUAGGAGCUGAGCUCGAGACGAUGCUGUCAAAACAUAGUAACAUAAAGAUUGUUCAAUCUGAUUAUAGAACUUGCGAUAUGAGUUCUGGUACAUCUACGGCAAAGAUGUUUAUUUGGGAUAGCUUAGAAGGAGUAAAGAGUGCUAAAGAUGUGUUAGGUCCAAUGUUAGGAGUAAACACUCCGGAAGAAUUGGAAGACUUUCUAAUUAGAUAUAGACAUGACUUGGAAACAAAAGAAAGCCCGGUCUCUUUCAAUUCCGUUGCUGUGCAAAAGCUUCCAGUUGUAUAA
This is a messenger RNA of Rhizopus microsporus ATCC 52813, 942 nucleotides long. Its product is annotated as S-adenosyl-L-methionine-dependent methyltransferase. The record is from RefSeq and is a predicted model, not a curated record. Bases 1 to 942 code for a protein of 313 amino acids. The transcript is spliced from 7 exons. Gene Ontology annotation, molecular function: methyltransferase activity. Lineage: Eukaryota; Fungi; Mucoromycota; Mucoromycetes; Mucorales; Rhizopodaceae.